CUCGUCCUCAGCCGAUGCUUGUUCCUCACCGAGACAACAUUUAGAGAACACUUCAAUUCCCUACACUCAGCAGGGCAUGAGCGCUGUUUCCUUGUCCAGCUAAAUUUCGGAUUUAAAGCGGGGAGAGGAGAGCGUUGUUCCCUGGACAACGUUUGAAGUCAUGCCAGUUCCAGACCAACCUGCUGAAGCAGAGAAAGCCAUGCUGAGCCCAGUGCUAAAUGCUUCUAAUGGAGAUGGAGCUGAGACAGAGACCACCUCUGCCAUUCUGGCCUCCGUCAAAGAGCAGGAGCUUCAGUUUGAAAGAUUAACGCGAGAGCUGGAGGCAGAGCGUCAAAUAGUUGCUACUCAGUUGGAACGAUGCAAAAUGGGAUCUGAGACAGGUGGCAGCAUGAGCAGUAUCAGUUCAGCCGAUGAGCAGUUUCGCUGGAAUACCCGAGAUGGACAGAAAGAUAUUGAAGAUGAACUGAACACAGGUCUGGAAAUGGUGGACUCAUGUAUUCGCUCCCUACAGGAGUCUGGCAUCUUGGAUCAACCAGAAUACACCACAGCUGACAGACCGAGUCUGCUCUCUCAGAGCUCACUGCAGCUCAGCUCGAAACCAGAGGGCUCCCUCCAGUACUCUGCUAGCUACCAUAGUAACCAGACCCUGGCCCUGAGUGACUGUUUGACCACACCACAGUCUCAGAAGCCUCAGCCCCCUCCACGCUCCAGCGGCCAGCCUGGAGGAGCCGUGCACAGCUACAACCAGGUGACAUCUAACCGUGCAAACCAGCUUGCGGCGGGUGAUUUCACGCAGACCCAGAGCCAUGGCAGUGCCCUGCUUUCCGAUUCCCAGCAGCCCUCUGCAAUAUCCAGGCCGGGCCUGUACUAUUCCAGCUCUACUUUGCCUGCCCAGCGCGUCAGCUCACCCCUGAACUCAAUGCAGCCCACGACAACCAGCGGCUCCCCGACUAAACUGCAGCGCCUGGGCUCAACUUCUGACACGCCCGGCUACGCCACCACCCAGCGCCUCCCCUCUUCUUCCUCUUCAGCCUCCCCCAAACCUUCACCCGGGAGACUUGCGAAAUCCUACAGCAGUAGCUCACCCAUCAAUGUGGUAGGCAUCGGAGGAUCACCCAGUGCCCAUACUUCUGGCUCCCCUCUACGGCUAGCAUCUCAGCCCAAUAACGCGUCACCUAUCUACCAGCAGCUGCAGUCUGCAGGAGUGUCCACUUACGCCACUCUAUCACCCAACAAAAGGCUGGUGCACUCGUCUGAGCAGUACAAGAUAUCCCAUGAUCUAUAUGCCACUGCCACUCUACAGAGACCAGGAAGUCUUGCUGGAUCUCGAGGUUCAUACAGCAAUCAGCACACCCACCUGGGCCCUGAACUGAGGCCCCUGCAGUCUCCCGAGCAUCAUAUUGACCCUAUAUAUGAAGAUAGAGUCUACCAGAAAGCCCACAUGAGAAGCUUGAGCCAGAGUCAGGGAGAACCGCUCCCUCCGGGCCAUACUGGAACCUACCAGAACAACACAGCCCCAUCCUCCCCUGGUGUUGACUCCGUACCCUUGCAGCGAACAGGAAGUCAGAAUGCCACAGGGACAUUUCCCAGGGGCAGCUACGCCUCCGGCCAGAGCGCCAAUUAUACUGACACUUACCGCACGUUGCCAUACUGCUCUUCUGUGGAGUCUCCAUACAGCAAAUCUGGUCCUGCCCUGCCACCAGAGGGCACCCUGGCCCGCUCACCUUCCAUAGACAGCAUCCAGAAGGAUCCCAGGGAGUUUGGUUGGCGAGACCCUGAGUUGCCUGAGGUCAUUCAGAUGUUGCAGCACCAGUUUCCCUCAGUUCAGUCCAAUGCAGCGGCAUAUCUGCAGCACCUAUGCUUUGGAGACAACAAGAUUAAAGCCGAGAUACGGAGGCAGGGUGGUAUUCAGUUGUUAGUGGACCUGUUAGAUCACAGGAUGGCUGAAGUACACAGAAGCGCCUGUGGUGCCCUGAGGAAUCUUGUUUACGGAAAAGCCAACGAUGAUAAUAAAAUUACUUUGAAGAACUGCGGUGGAAUCCCUGCGCUGGUACGCCUGCUGCGCAAGACAUCUGAUCUGGAAGUUAGGGAACUUGUUACAGGUGUAUUGUGGAACCUUUCCUCAUGUGAUGCUCUGAAGAUGCCUAUUAUCCAGGAUGCUCUAGCAGUUUUGACCAACACAGUGAUUAUACCCCAUUCCACCUGGGAUGUUUCCCCACACCAGGAGGACCGCAAGCUACAAAUGCACACUUCCCAAGUCCUUCGCAAUGCCACCGGCUGCCUGAGGAAUGUGAGUUCGGCAGGGGAGGAGGCUCGGAGGCGGAUGAGAGAAUGUGAAGGUCUGACUGACACGCUGCUUUUUGUCAUCCAGACUUCCCUCGGCAACAGUGAAAUUGAUAGCAAGACCAUAGAAAACUGUGUAUGCAUCUUGAGGAACCUAUCGUAUCGGCUUGCAGCUGAAACGUCUCAGGGACAGCAGAUGGGGACGGAUGAGCUGGACGGUCUCCUGUGUAGUGAUGCCAGCGGGAAGGACGGAGAGACCUCGGGCUGCUGGGGAAAGAAGAAAAAGAAGAAGAAGUUUCAGGACCAGUGGGAUGGUGUGGGCCCACUGCCCGACACUGCUGACCCCCCCAAGGGAAUUCAGAUGUUGUGGCAUCCCUCAAUAGUAAAGCCCUACCUCACCCUGCUAUCUGAGUGCUCCAACCCGGACACACUGGAGGGGGCUGCCGGGGCGUUGCAGAACCUUGCCGCAGGGAGCUGGAAGUGGUCGGUGUACAUUCGUGCAGCGGUGAGGAAAGAGAAGGGUCUGCCCAUCCUCGUGGAGCUGCUGAGGAUAGACAAUGACCGAGUUGUGUGUGCCGUCGCCACUGCACUCAGAAACAUGGCCUUGGACGUCAGAAAUAAAGAGUUAAUCGGUAAGUACGCAAUGCGGGAUCUCAUACAUCGCCUGCCUGGUGGAAGCAACGCUAGCGGAAGCAGCGGGGGAACCGCCAACAGCACAGUGGGUAAAACCAUGUGCGAUGACACGGUUACAGCUAUAUGCUGCGCCCUACACGAGGUCAUCACCAAGAAUAUGGAGAACGCCAAAGCCUUAAGAGAUGCUGGUGGCAUCGAGAAGCUCAUCGGUAUUGCUAGGAGUAAAGGAGACAAACACUCACCUAAAGUGGUAAAGGCAGCAUCUCAGGUUCUCAGUAGCAUGUGGCAGUACAGAGAUCUCCGGAGUCUUUAUAAAAAGGAUGGCUACUCACAGUAUCACUUUGUUGGCUCUGCCUCCACAAUAGAGAGAGAUAGACAGAGACCAUAUUCUUCCUCACGUACUCCAUCAGUAUCCCCAGUCCGGACCUCCCCCAACAACAGAUCAGCCAGCGCCCCCACCUCACCCAGAGAGAUGAUCAGCCUCAAGGAGGGGAAGAGUGACUACGAUUCGACUGGAACCAAUGCCGGUUACCAUGGAAACAAAGGAGAGCACACUUCCAGAAAAGACACUAUGGCAGUUCAAACCUCCUGUGGAACAUCCACAUUGUUCCGGAACUCUUACGAGACUUCAAAUGAAGAGAUCAAACACAACCAGGUCCCUCCACCACCAGCACCACAGGAGCCCCCACGCAAAAACUUUGAGGCAUACCCCAUCUAUCAAAACUCCACUAGGAACUUUGAGGAGCCAUUUUUUGAGGAUCAGGUCCAUCGCCCCCCUACUGCCACCGAUCUCAAUAUGCACCUGGGACUCAAGUCCACUGGGAAUUAUGUGGACUUCUACUCUGCCGCCCGCCCCUAUAGUGAACUCAACUAUGAAACAAGUCACUACCCCGCCUCUCCUGACUCUUGGGUUUAGGACUUCACAGCCCCAAGGCCUUGCGGACAGGCAGCGGAAGUGGGGCAUGUAGAGAGGCUGGGAAACUGCAUGUGCAUGUGUAUCACAAAACAUUUUUCAGCAAGUUUUGUUCAUCUAAGCUGGAUUCAUGGUGAAUAAGAGCGGAAUUGGGGAAAAGGAGGGGUACGGUAAGAGAGUGAGCGAGCGAGAGUAGAAAAGAUGGCCUUGAGAGAAAGAAUGUGUAAUAGACUACUUUGAGCACAUACUUUAAACAGAAGCAAAAGCUUAACCUUUGGAGUAGAGAGUGGGUUUUUAUUGAAAGGUAUUUGAAAAGUGAAGGUAAAAAAAGGAGUUUGCACAAGUCGAGCAAGGGAAGGCAAGGUAUGGGAGCACAAGAAAAUUGAGGCUGAAAAAAAGGCUUUUCACCUUUUUCAAAACUUCUUUUUCAUUCAUUUGACGUCAUGGUGGAUCAAAGCUUCAUCUCGAAUAUUAAGGAAUGUCCUCUGUUUUUUUCACCAUUUUUCCGCCUCUAUUUUUUAUCUUUUUUUUUUUCUUUUUUUUAAAUCUUUUUUUAAUUUGUUGAUGUAAAGUAUUUGGUGUACAUUAAAGAGAUGCAUUACACAAGUGCAUUGUGUAAAUUACACAGACCACUUUUCCCGUGGAUUUGCAUAUUGUUUUACAGUACAAAGAAAAAGACAAAAAAAUUAAAGUCCUCAGAGGGAUGUAUUAACCAUCAACAUCUCCUUUCCUAAAAUACAAACACAUUCAAUGAGCAAGGAUGUAUAUGCCAGUAUUGUUAACUCUGAUCAUGUGAAUAUGUCUGUGGCAACUAAACAAAAGCAGUUGAAGACAAUUACCAGAGGACCAUUCCACUUUCCUUGUUAAUGAUGUGCUUUCUCACUGCCUAAAAAAAAGAGAUGUAAAUUUUUGACAUUUAGAUUCUUUUUUCUGUUUUCACUUAAAAAAAAAUGUUCUUAUUUUCUUGAUGACUUGGUGUGAAAAAAUAAAUAAGGCUAUUUAUCAUCAAUAUAUGCAGAAAAACUGCCCGUUUUAGAUCUCAGUUUUCUGUGCUAACUAACUGAAACAAUGACUAACAUACAGUAGUGCCAAAUUUUAAAAUCUCUUAAAUCAGCACUGGAGACAUUUUUUUAGUUUUUACGUUACUAUUACUUAUUUCUUCAAUUUGUAUCUGCUUUUUGGUUCGUACAUGUGUUUUACUGGAAUUAAGCUACAUCUAGAAAACACUGGAAUACUACCAGGAGGGCGAAACCUUUGCAAGCUUAAUUCCCUCCAAAGAUGUACAAAAUCCUGUCUCUCAAUGUUAGUUGAGUGUGUGCUGUAUGUCGAUCAGUGUUUAUUGAGAGCCUUUGUUUCUAACAGGUGGCUUCUGCUGUUUGAUUUGACAAGAGAUAUUGAGCUGCAACACUGAAAUGUUAAUAGAGAAUGAUACAUAUAUAAAUAUGAAUAUAAAUAUAAAUAUAGAUUAUAUAAUUUUUAUGUGCAGAUGUCAGUGUCACUGAAAGCAACAAACCAGAAAAGACUUGUACAAAACAAUUGUAUUUACCUUCAUGUUCUGAUUCCAAACAGAGAAAACAAAAUGAAACUUGAAAAUGUUGACCUGGUCUCAGUUGUGUUGUUACCAAGCUACAUAGAUUAUCACACUGGAUUUGGAUGAUGUUCUGAUGUCAGGAUAAUAAACUACUCUCUGC
Molecule: messenger RNA, 5520 nt
Organism: Myxocyprinus asiaticus (Chinese sucker)
Lineage: Eukaryota; Metazoa; Chordata; Actinopteri; Cypriniformes; Catostomidae
Gene: ctnnd2a
Product: catenin (cadherin-associated protein), delta 2a
Exons: 22
Coding region: 161-3832 (1223 amino acids)
Biological process (GO): cell-cell junction assembly; cell-cell adhesion; dendritic spine morphogenesis
Cellular component (GO): plasma membrane; adherens junction; nucleus
Molecular function (GO): cadherin binding
Source: RefSeq, a predicted model, not a curated record